Micropterus salmoides (largemouth bass) is the source of this 3351-nucleotide messenger RNA. RefSeq names its product aryl hydrocarbon receptor nuclear translocator-like protein 2. Gene Ontology annotation, cellular component: cytoplasm; transcription regulator complex; aryl hydrocarbon receptor complex. The coding region runs from base 806 to 2728 and encodes 640 amino acids. NCBI's taxonomy places the organism in Eukaryota, Metazoa, Chordata, Actinopteri, Centrarchiformes, Centrarchidae. The record is from RefSeq and is a predicted model, not a curated record. Gene Ontology annotation, molecular function: DNA-binding transcription factor activity, RNA polymerase II-specific; RNA polymerase II cis-regulatory region sequence-specific DNA binding; protein dimerization activity. The transcript has 18 exons. Gene Ontology annotation, biological process: regulation of transcription by RNA polymerase II.
AGCAGCAAAGUCUGAUCGGUGACGCGCGCAUGGCACUUUUUCAGGUCACCAAAACUAGCGUAGCACCCGACGAAUCAAUAUCUCGCUGUCCCGUCACGGCUGGGCUGGUGCUGUCUGAUGUGAAUCUAAAAUAAUUUAUAUCAGCGUUGUCAUAACAUACGUUUCCUACACCGUCCACUUUUAGACAAUUAACAUCGUGGGCAGCAUCAUGAUUUACAGGCUCUGCGACGGGAAAUGCAGAUUGGUAGAACAUUUUGUCCACUGCAACCAAAAUGCGAGACACUCGUGUUUAUAGCCCAUUUUUUAUGAAAUCAAAUGAAAACGCACAAAACAAAACAAAAUAAAAUUUUCUUAGUUGAUAAUUUUUAGCCUACAGCUCCGUAAAUGUCAUCAAGCAUCAAGUUAAAUGUUACAGGCGUUUUGGCUUUAUUUUCCGAUGAAAGGGACGCUGAUUCAUGAGUGAGACGAGCUGAAAUGAAUGGGCAGCAGCCGUCCUAGUAAAACGCCGACAAGGAAACAAGGGCAUGAAUGAACCAAAAGGAGACAAGAGUUUUCCGUGUUUCCUAAAGGACGUGUGUGUUCCGCUCUCACCUAUCCCUCACGUUUCUACCCCCCCCAACCCGCCUCCUUUGUAAAAAAAAUGCCUACGGGAGGAGGAGGGUGAGGGAAAAAAAGAAGUCAAUUAUACAACGCCCCAGCUCCGCAGCUCCCUCCUCUCCUUUGCGUUACUACUACAGCUGGUGGCUCCACAUGCGCCGCGGCGCUCCGUAGCCUUCACCGGGCACACCGGCUCGAGUCUGUAGGCAUGUCGGCCGGUGGCUCUGAUGGGACGGCGGACAGGCCAGCAGCAGAUCCUGCUGCAGAGGAAGAAGGCCCAAGCCACACAGGCUCCUCGCUGCCAGCUGUCGAGCUGCCGAGGAAACGAAAGGGAGAUGUGGAGGAGAGGUCAGAUACCCAUGGACAGCAAAGCCUCGACUUCCAAAUGGUUGAUGACCUCAGCAGAUCUGAAGGAGAGGAUCAGCAAGUCAAAAUGAAAUGCUUCAGGGAGCCUCACAGCCAGAUUGAGAAGCGGCGCAGGGAUAAAAUGAACAACCUCAUUGACGAGCUGUCUGCCAUGAUCCCUGCCUGUCAGCCUAUGGCUCGAAAACUUGACAAACUCACUGUCCUGCGGAAGGCUGUACAACACCUUAAGGCCCUCAAAGCUGGGACGGGCAGCGCCUUUACAGACACCACCUACAAGCCUUCCAUCCUGCCUCAUGAUGACCUCAGGAACCUUCUGCUCAGGGCUGCAGAUGGUUUCCUGUUAAUUGUAAGUUGUGACCGGGCGAAAAUCCUGUUCAUCUCCGAGUCCGUCGCCAAGAUCCUUAAUUUUAGCCGGUUGGAGUUGACUGGGCAAAACCUGUUUGAUUUCAUCCACCCCAAAGACAUCAACAAGGUGAAGGAACAGCUGGCAUCUACGGAGUUGUACCCUCGCCAGCGCCUCAUUGAUGCUGCAACUGGGGCUCAGGUCCAGGCGGACUCCCCCGUCAGGCCCUCCCACUUGUCCACUGGAGCCCGGAGAUCCUUCUUCUGCCGGAUGAAGCACAGUCGGGUGGCGGGGAAGCACGAGGACAAGCGCUUGCUGCCCAGUACUUCCAAAAAGAAAGACACUUACAGAUACUGUACCCUCCACUGCACCGGACACAUGCGGGCUUGGCCGAGCAGCCAGGUGGACGCAGAAGGUGACGCUGAGAAGGAAACCUCAAACCUGACCUGCCUGGUAAUGGUGUGCCGCCUCCUCCCUCACGCGUCGCACCAGCCUUCCAAAGACAUCAAUGUCAAGCCCACUGAGUUUGUCACCCGCUGUGCCAUCGAUGGCAAGUUCACUUUUGUAGACCACCGAGCCACGACAGUUACCGGUUAUUUGCCGCAGGAAAUUCUCGGCACAUCGUGUUAUGAGUACUUCCACCAGGACGACCUGCCGCACCUCGCAGAGAAACACAGGCAAGCUCUUCGAAGCAAAGAAAAGAUUGAGACGCCUUGCUACAAGUUCAAAACAAAAUAUGGCUCCUAUGUUUCACUCCAAAGUCAAUGGUUUGGUUUCACAAAUCCUUGGACCAAAGAAGUUGAGUUUAUCGUGUCUUUAAACAGAGUUAUCUCGGGGCCUGGUCACACAAAAGAUGAGGAUGCAGGCGGGUCAAAAGCACUUAAGGAACACACAAAGCAGCUACCCAUAAUUCCCGGCCUUUCCAGUGGUGUUGGCACAAUGAUAUACGCAGGCAGUAUAGGGACCCAAAUCGCAAAUGAGCUCAUCGACUCCUACAGAUGGAGAAAUGUGGAGAAAUGGGUUAAACGUUUAAUGCAUUGGCAUGCAGGGAUAGGGUACAUCAAACAGGAAUAUGAUAUAAUAAGAAUGAACUCCUCUCCAUCAAGCGGAGCUUCCAGUCCGUUUGGCCCUGCCCAGGAGAAAUGUCCGCUUGUUUCCCCACAAACCAGCAGGAGUGAAUCCAGCAGAGAGGAGGCAGCAGGCAGUUCAUCACAGUCCCAAUCUGACUCAGCGACAGCAGCAGGGGCAAGCAGUGCAACCUCUGAAAGUACAGGUGAGCCAUCUCAGCUGGACUUGGACAUGCCAGGCUUGAGCAGCUUCAGCAACGAUGAGGCAGCCAUGGCGGUCAUCAUGAGCUUGCUGGAGACGGAUGUAAACAUGGGUCAAUCGGGGGACUUUGAGGACUUACACUGGCCUUUCUAGAGGGCGCACAGACUUUCAGCCCCUCUCACAAUAUGCCAUUUUUUUUUGACAUUUGCCGAGAACUUGGGAGUUCAGUUGUUCAUUUUGUGACCGACUGAUCUGGCUUUGCACAAUUGAACCCACUGGACUUUUACCAAAGGCCGCAACAUGUCGUACUCGAGGAAGUCUAACAAGUAGAAGUUAAUAGGAAUACAAAUGACUAUGUUUACCUUGUUGGUUCCCCCCGGCUCUCGCAUGAAUGAAAGUGAGAUUCAAGUGUCUCUGGAAUCUGUGGUAAAUCAGGGUCUUCCUCAGUGACACUACAGCAUCCACAGAGAGGCUAAAACCCAGACUUUCCACAGCGGAACGAUCAAUCUACUUUCUCUGCUUACGGCCAAUAAGUAUCGAAGGUCUGGUGGAGAACCAGACUCCUGCCAUGUGCAGAGCUGCUGUUUUUCAUAACAUGGUCUGAUUGUUCCAGUUUUUAUUCUGAACUCUUUUAAAUAUCCCAUUGUAAGUCAUGUUUAAAAAUACUCUGAGUUCUAUAUAUAAGUAAGUACUGAAGAAGGCUAAAAGAUGCCCUUCUCCCCUUCAUUAAGAAUUACAGACUCAUUGAGUAUGCAGAUAUAAAAAAUGCCUCAAAU